AUGUCUCGCCAGCGACGCCUGCGGGCAGAAGAGAAGGCACCCACAGAUACAGUGCUGGAGGUGCCUCCUCGAGUCGUCAAGAGACUUCUGCACUGGGAUGAUCUGCCACAUUGGCAACGCGACAACCGCCACAUUCAUACGGGAUACCGGCCGGCCUCGUCCUCGUUUCUAGUAUCAUUUCAAUCGCUGAGCUAUAUACACAAUGAAACUGUCAAUAUCUACACCCAUCUGCUGCCAUCUUUGAUGGCAGUGCCCGCGGCUUAUCAACUCUACCGCUCUCUGGCUCCGCGGUACCAAACAGCUACGGAUUCGGACAUUGCCGCUUUUUGUUGUUUCUUCGCCGGAGCAGCUUUUUGUCUUGGGAUGUCUGCGACCUACCACACAAUCUCCAACCAUUCGCCCGUGGUAGCGCGUAUUGGGAACGCCCUCGAUUACAUUGGCAUCGUGGGACUGAUCGUGGGCAGCUUUGUUCCGAGUGUCUUCUAUGGGUUCUACUGUGUGUCCGCGCUGCAACGGCUGUAUUGGACCAUGAUCUGUUCCAUUGGGGCAGGAUGUGUGUGCGUCUCGAUUCUUCCUCGGUUCCGGACGCCACGCUGGCGACCCUUUCGGGCAGCCAUGUUUGUCGGGAUGGGUCUCUCCGCGGUGUUCCCCGUACUGCAUGGUCUGCGGCUCUUCGGCUUUGAACGCAUGCGGCAGCAAAUCGGGCUGACUUGGCUGCUCCUCCAGGGCUUCCUGUACAUUCUGGGCGCGGGGAUCUAUGCGGCCCGGGUGCCGGAACGCCUGAUGCCCGGGACAUUUGAUAUUUUUGGGAGUUCGCAUCAAAUCUUCCACGUGCUGGUCGUGUGCGCGGCGGUAGCACAUCUAACUGGACUGCUGAGGGCAUUUGAUUAUCGGCACAGCGGGACCGCCGAGAUUUGUCAGAUUCCACGCGGCUGA
Messenger RNA from Penicillium alfredii, 936 nucleotides. Its product is annotated as hemolysin III family protein. The record is from RefSeq and is a predicted model, not a curated record. The coding region runs from base 1 to 936 and encodes 311 amino acids. The transcript has a single exon. Lineage: Eukaryota; Fungi; Ascomycota; Eurotiomycetes; Eurotiales; Aspergillaceae. Gene Ontology annotation, cellular component: membrane. Gene Ontology annotation, molecular function: signaling receptor activity.